UUUUUUUAAAGUAGGUCUAGGUUGGACCAAGCCAUCUGAAAUGCAAACUGAACUUGUAUUCCUCUGAGAGGAAGCCUUUGACUAAAUACCAGGGCAAUAUCUGUAUCUUUAAUGAAAAGAGCCCUGGAAACUGUUUGACCUAUUUUUUCCAAAAAAGAGGUCAAGAAUGGAUAAAUCCAGCUGAAAUGCAAAUUGAACUUGUAUUCCUCUGAGAGGAAGCCUUUGAAUAAACAUCAGGACAAUAUCUGUAUCCAAAAUGAAAAAAAAGCAUGGACAACUAUUUGACCUACUUUUAGUCCUAAUGUAGGUCACGGACAGACGGACCAACCCAGCUGAAAUGCAAACUGAACUUGUAUUUCUCUCAAAGGAAGCUUAUGUGUAAAUGUCAGGGCAAUAUCUGCAUCUGUAACCAAAAAAAGUCUGGAAAACUGUUUGACAUACUUAAAGCCCUAUAUUAGGUCAAGGAUGAACCAAUAUAGCUGAAAUGCAAACUCACUCUUACAAUUCUUGAGAGAGAUAUUGUGACCUUCAAAGUUGUACAUCCAUCCGUCAUGGAAUAAAGUCCGGAAAACAUGACCCAGGACGGACGGACAGCCAGCCGGACGGACGCACGGACAGCGCCAUAACAUAAUGUCUAAUGACGGGCGUAUAAAAAUAGAUCACUGGACCUCGUGUACAACCAUUUAUGCACAGACUUGGGUUGCGUAAUUAUCGGCGAAAAUUGCCUUGGUAGACUUCACAAACGAACUACAGGGAUUGUUAACAAAGUCUCUAUUCUCAAUAAUGGAAGUGUAACUCAAGCGAACCGUGUCAAAACCAUAUUGAACUGAAAGAGCAGUCAGCUUCUAGCUAUAUUAUUGGAAAUCGUGACUUACGUUUCUAUGGGGACAAUGUCUUCACGAAAACUCCCGACGAGGAUCGUACUGCUUUGUCAGUAGAAGACAGGAUUUCCCUAAUGUUGAUGGGUACGUCAUUCACUAAGGACAUGGACGGCCUGUGGACCACACCUCUUCCUUUUUGGGAGAACCAUCUUGAUUUGCCUAACAAUAAAACUCAGGCUCAAUGUCGAGCUCAAAUUCUACACUCCAGUCUGCAGAGAGAUCCGGAGAAAAAUGAACAGUUUGUGAAGUUUAUGGAGAAAGUUCGGAACAGUGGAGCAGCAGAAGUUGCACCACUCCCAACACCGACUAGUUGGUGGUUCCUACCUUUGUUUGACGUUCGACACCCAAGGAAACCGAAAGAAAUCAGAUGCGUCUUUGAUUUGUCAGCCAUGUAUGGUGAAAUUUCCUUCAAUUCGGUACUCAUGUCAAGUCCAGACAUGAUCAACAGCCUGCUCGGGAUCUUACUCCGCUUCAGGAAGGACUAGAUGGUCAUGACAGCUGAUAUGGAGCAGAUGUUUUACCGAUUUCGUGUAAACGAAGCCCACCGUAAUUUUCUUCGUUUCUUUUGAUACAUAGGAAACCAAAUGACAUCAUGAUACAGUACAGAAUGACUUCACAUGUGUUUAGCAAUAGCCCACCCCCUGCUAAAUUGCAUCUCAUGGACUUUUUAAGACUGAUGUGAAAGACUGUAAUUCACAACUUCUACAUUGAUGAUGGGUUAAUCUCAUUACAUAAUGAAUCCGAUGCUAUCAGCCUGAUGAGGCGUACACUGUCAACCAUGAAACGCGAGACUCGGAUACCUCUUCACAAAAUCACAUCUAACAAACAAGCUGUAAUGGAAGCCUUUGAUGUCAGUGAUCAUGGAGAACAACUGAGAGAAAUAGAUAGUGAUGUGUGUCAUCUCAGAUCCUUGAACUUUGUUGAAGUUUUAAAAAAUGAUACUUUUGUGUUUACGAUGCCAACGGAAUAGAAAUCGUUUACUCGUUGUGGUCUUCUCCCAACCGUUAAUAGCGUAUUUGACCCCAUAUGUUUCAUAUCACCAAUCACAAUAAGAGACAAAAUUUUCCUACGAGAAUGUACACCUGAAGGAAUCGACUGUGCAACCUGACAACAAUAUUCACAGGUGGAGAAAGUUGCAGUCGUCUUUUCGUUGUUUAAGUGAUAUCGUUGAUGUCUCACAUCUCUGUCAGUUUAUCCCUGACGUCAGAAGUACACAUAUUCUCAUAUGCUUAGCGGUAUCGGCAUGAGUGACGGUGUUACCAGCGUUUGAUUCAUCAUGGGAAAAAGCAAGUCAGCUGAUGUGUAUUUUCUGAUACUUAUAUACUUAAUACACGAAUUGGUAGCCCACAUGUAUUACUAGUAUUCAUCAGUUUUUCACCAUUUGUCGUUGAUUAUAAUCCUACAUUGUGGUGUUGAGUGGCAUCUCAGAGAUGCAAGGCGGGGAGUGUGAUUGAACAAAGAGUUAUCUUUCUUUGCCCUUGUUAAUUUCAUUUUUGAUUAUUCAGAGUUCUCUCUCUUUAUGCGGAGCUCUUAAAUUUCAGUAAAUCCUGGGGUGCAUUUUACAAAAGAACUUACGACUUCCGACCAACUUUACAUAAUGGAAUUCUCCCGCUUAUUGUAAGAUAAUUCACUCCAAUGUAAAAUAGUGAAGAAAUAAUGUUGAAAAUCAAGUUUAAGAUUUAUUCAAACUAAUAACAGUGUCAUACAAUUUAAGACUUGCGACUUUGUCAUAAGUUGUUUUGUAAAACGGGCCCGUCGUAUGCCCUUUCAAAAGAUAGAAUUCUUCAAAACCAUGCUUCGGUUUAGACACAUUUGAUAUCCCAGUCAAUGGGUCUGAUGAAUAUGAGCUACGGUACCUAUACUAGAUUCCUAAAAUUCAUAAAAACCCUUACAAACAAAGAUACAUUUCUGGAUCCAGUAAAUGUUCUACCAAGCCCCUAUCUUUGCUCCUCACAAAAAUAUUAACAGCAAUGAAGGAGAAACUUCAAACGUACUGUGCCACUACAUAUACCAGAAGUGGUAUAAAUCAAAUGUGCCAGAAAUGAUGUAAAUCAAAUGUGGAUUCUAAAAGAAUUCUAAAGAACUUAAAGUAAAUUUGAAAUCUCAAAACAUUUCUCAAAUCAACUACAUCAAAACUUAUGACUUUUUAACUUUAUACACGACUAUUCAUUACGAUAAAUUAAAGACUAGACUUUUUGACAUCAUAGUCAGUUGCCUCUUCAACAAAAAUGGAAAACGGAAAUAUUCAUAUCUAGUAUUCAGUCAUCCAAAAAAAAUAUUAAUUUGUUAAACACUACUCUGAUGCCAUAUACAAAGACUCUGAAGUUGAAAUACAAAAUAUGCUGGAGUUCCUCAUUGCCAAUAUGUUCGUAGCCUAUGGUUAUCAUGUCUUCCGACAGUCUGUUGGAAUUCCCAUUGGCACAAAUUGUGCUCCUUUAUUAGCUGACCUGCUUUUAUAUUCUUAUGAAGCAGAGUUUAUUCAUAAACGUUUACUUGAGAAGAAAGAAAUCUCUUCCUGUGGCUUUCAUUCGACAUUUAGAUAUAUCGACGAUGAUUUAUCAACAAUAAUAAUUUUUUUUUCAUUUAUAUGUCGAUUUAAUAUAUCCCUGUGAACUCGAAGUAAAAGACACCACAUAGUCGUCCAUCGCUGCUUCAUACUUAGAUAUUUUAUUGGAAAUAGAUAUUAACGACAAACUAACAUCUCAACUUUAUGACAAACAGGAUGAUCUCAGCUUCUCCAUCACCAACUUCCCAUAUUUAUGUAGCAAUAUUCCAGAAUCAUCUGCUUAUGGUGUUUAUGUCUCUCAACUGAUUCGAUACACAAGAGCUUGUUCGGCACCUUUGUUCAUCUUCCAUCUCCGCGCCAAACACCGUAAGAAAUACAAGAUUUGAUUUUAUAAACUGACUAUUUGACCAUAUCUUGAAUAGUCUGUUGAAGACUACUCUGACAUGAAUCGAUCUGCCUUCUGCGUGUCUUCUUUUCUGUCCCUAAUGUAUUGUAUCAAUUUACUUUAACUUUUACAUGUAACAAUGGGCUAUUACUUUAAGCAAAGUAGACCAGUGAAUUUACUCUACCACCAACACUUGUUCCUUUUUGUUGUGUUUCGUUAUACAUGUAUAGGUUUAAACAUCUUUUUACUUGUGAUAUAUCUAUAUAGUCAUGGUUUACUUAACACAUAAUUAUGCAAGUCUGUGUAACUAGACAUUAGCAACACCAUUACAAAAACGGACAUUCAUAUUAGUAUGCUUCUAGAUUGAUUCAUAUUCAUACAUAUUCAAAAUAAUUUUAAUUUUCCCCAUCACAUGGAUUUAUUCUUCAACAAGUUUAAUUAACAAACAAUAGGCGUAAAUUAUUAUGCAUUAAAAUAAAGUGUAUGAAAGUAAUACAAAUCAAUGGGAAAUAGAUAUAUACAGAUAAUAAAAUCACAUAGAUGCUGUAUCAAAAUAGAAAAAUGGCCGGGACAUUUUGCUCCACAAAUCGGCACGAUCUGAUCUGAGGCACCUUUCUCAUUAAGAAGUGAUUGCUCGAGCUCCUUCCCCAGACUCUUGACGGCGAAUGGGCCACAUCACUCACCUCUCACCUCGGUCCUGCCAUUGUUCAGCUGUUGGAAUUUUAAAAGAUUUUUAUCAUUCUAUGAUACUAUGGAAAUAAUAUAUUCCCAUGGAAAAUUUUGACUCCAUAUUGUGGCCCCAACCUAGCCCCAAAGAAUAUCACACCAUAACUGAAAAUGAAGUUGCAUAACAGUCGUUCUUGAGAUGAUUUAACACGUUGUCGCAGCUCCUUUAAUUGCCCCUGUUGCCGUUGUUUUGUAAUUUCACGUUUCCGCUGGUGGUCGACAACGUCCGAUAUCUGCAUCUUUGCUUUUAAUGCUUGACAUUCUUACAAUUUUUGAAAGAAUCUUUUUUCUCGGGACUAUUUAUCUCUUACUAACUUGUUGUUACAAAUAAAAUGCAUGUUCGUUACUAUUUCUCUGAGGUGCACCGGGACGAACAGUUCGAUCUGUUGUCUCGGGACUAUUUUUUCUUUGACCUAGCACUCUUUUUUGGAAUUUGUAUGUCACCAACGUAAACUCUCAGCCAAUCGGUCAAACUGGUACCCUGCUUCUCUCUUGUUUGUUUGGCAGAUUUGUGUGUACCACCAAUCAGCGGGGAACCAGUUUACCAAUCGGUUGGACUAUCUACAGACAGUCUUUUCUGUCCUCCCAUUCCUUCGUUGUAGUUCUGUAGAUUGACUUAUCCCUUUCCCACUUAUACGAUUUGGGUCGAUAUCUCUCCCAUAUGAUUGAAAAAUUCUUGAGAGAGACAUUAAUUAAGCAAGAUACAAUCAAUCUCCGAUAGAACAGCCUCUUUAUUAUUGAGAAUGCUUUUUCUCCCAGGGCUUCGGUAAUUUCCCGUAUCAGAUUGCGAAUAUGCCGUUUUCUGGUAAUAUCGAUUCCUGGGAUUUUGUGUCCUAGGAACCGCCGCGAUGGCCGAGAGGUUACCGUUAGAGCGUUCGCCAGGGUUCGAAUCCCAGCCGCGACAGACCUAAGUCGUUAAAAUAGGUAGUGACAGUUCCGCGCCAAACGCUCGGCAUCAGGUGUGGAUGUCACGGGUCCUCGGAGAUGACCUUAAAAACGGAAGGCCCGUGUCACAGUAGGUGUGGCACGCUAAAGAGCACUCGCUGCUCAAUGGCCGUAAGCGCCGAGCAUAGGCCUAAACUUGAAGCCAUUCAGAGGUCUUGGUGUCGUCUCCAUAGUGAAAAAUUCUCGAGCGAGACGUUAAGCAAGAUACAAUCAAUCAAUCGUGUCCUAGGUGUUCUGCUUCGCGGAGUUCUUGGGGUCUGAUUCCCUUUCGCUCUGACCGGACCAUAUCUGGUUUUCUUAGGAAGUCUAAGUCUCGUUAUCUGUUGUUCUUUCUGAUCUUCGUUCAGCUGUACCUCAUCAGAAGUUGGCACUGGCGAAAAGAACUGAUCGUCUAAGGCCGUGACCAUAUUACGUUCGUAUUUGUUACUUUUCGUUUCAGGUCUACUUUUGACAUUGUACACAGGACUGGUGUUUGUCGGCGACUCUUUGUGUCUAUCCUCUUCAGGUUUAGUUUAAAAAGUGGCUUGUUUAUAGUUUCUUUGGGUUUCUCCGUAUGACCCUUUGACCCCUUAUUAUAAAUCUCGGCAUCCUGUUUAUGCUCCUUUUUCAUUUUCAUAUCCCCUGAAAAGAUAAAAAGAGGCCCACAAGCCUUAUCAGUCACCUGAUUAUUAGUUAAACCUACAUGUAUCACUAGUAUCAAGGGCUAAAAAUCUCGGAACAAUUCCUGUUCUGAUUAUCUAAGUUAAAUUCUAAUGUUCAGCAACAGUCUAAUGUUCAACAACAGUAUUAAACAAGAUGUGUUCUUAAAACUUCAAUGCCCUCAAAAGUGCAUAUACCGAUGAAAGGCUUUACAUAAUAUAUGCAUUAUCAAUGAACAAUAUGACAAAUUAAUUUUUGCAUCAAUAGCACAAAAGAAGAUGUUAUUUAAGUGUUUUAAACAUAAACACUAAUGAUCAAGCUUGGCCCCGCCCCAGGAUCAGAACCUGUACACCGGGGAUCAUGAAAUUUACAAUUUUGGUAAAGACCUUCCUACUGUACAUCAUGAUGCAUUUAGUUUUUCUUACACAUGUGUGGUUGUAGAGAAGAAGAUUUUGAAAUAGGUCAAUUUUUGUCCCGCCCCUAAGGCCUCAGGGGUGCAGGAGUCCUGAAAAGUGCAAUUUAUGUUCCCCUCGUCCCAACGAUGCUUCUUACCAAGUUCGAAAAGAAUUGGAAUGGUAGCUAUCAAGAAGUUAAAAAUGUUCAAUUGUUAACGCACGACGGAUGACGGACGUCUGGCGAUAGAUGACGGUGGACACAGGCCAAUUGCAAUAAGUCAUAUUAUUAUACUCAGGUGACCUAACAAGAUUAUUUGCGAAGCUCAUGAAAUAUAUCAAAAGUUAAGGUGUGAGAUAGGUCUUACUUUGCGUAGUUAGGAGCAGCCCCGCUCUUCGUCUUGUUUUCUUUGGGCUCUGCUGCAGGUAUCUUCUCAGGAGAUAACACCUUGUGAUACCUACAUAUAUAGCCUCCCAAGUGUUUAUCUACAGCAUACCUAUGCACUAUGUCGGGAAGUGGGUCAGUAUUACAAUAUAUAAUCCGCAGUGCUGGGAAAAAGAGAUGUUGUGGUUUUGUCGUAUCGUAUUGGAAUGAGCGUCAUUUUGAUUUCUUCGAGGUAAAUUCCCCUCAUUUUCAAACUGGUAUACAAUUACUACUAUCAUUUAACAAGCCUACGUUCCCUUAUCAAUGUAGAAUGCUUCUAUUUAAAGACCAGUCACUUAUUUUUACAAUUACAUUUUAAUUUUAUUUACAAACUACAGUAAUUACAACUCCUAACGUUGGAGGACCCCCACCUAGGUCCCAAACAGUAAUGAUCAAUUCAAAAGAUUACUGUAAAGCUACAUGUACUAUUUACAGUAUAUCGGACAUCUCCAAGCAAAAUAAACAAUAGUACCCGUAGAACACAGCUACGCUUUUGCAUAGCUUUAUUCAUUUUGGAUGAAAAUGUUACAGGAUAUCUAAAUAUGACUACUUUCAAUUAUCAUUUUUUUUCACAUUGUAUAUGUUACAGUAAGCGUUUCACUAUCUAUCGGAAGUACUCAUUGUCACGAGGCGAACCGUGUACCUGUCAGCGGUAGAUUGGUCACAUGAUAGAAAAAACAAGAUGAAGGCGAAUUUCAUAGGAGCUGUGAUAGUUUGUGCACUAGCAGUGGUUCAGGGGAGUGAAUAUGUUUACUUGGAUGGUAAUAACCAGUCCUGCAUCGUUGUGAAGAUGGAUGUUACUUUUACACUGUCCAAUGGAACUGGUUCUGUAAUACUUGAUGGAAAUAAUUUUACUGUGAUAAGUGGGGAUUGUGCAUCAGCAACUGAAGAUAUUGCAUCCAUGUUACUUCAAAAUAGCAAUGAGGAUAUUCUGACUCUCACAUUCCUUAAAGCAGACAAUCGUGCAGUCAGUAUGAGUUUUGUGUUCGCUGUUUCCCCUAGUUACUACUUUCCAGGAGUUCCGACACCAAAUUCGGUUAAUUUAAAUGAUCAAGGAGAUCUAGUGAUGGGAAAUGAUACACAACUUUACGAGUGUAACUCCCCCCAGAAAAUUACACUGACAGGAGAUCUGGAAGGUGUCACAUAUUCACUGGUUUUGGAUAUGUCCAAUACACAGAUACAGGCCUUCAAUAUCCAGGGUGGAAAUCUUAGCAGUGACGUGUUUGUGUGCAGUGCUGAUCAGAUGACAACAUCAGUCAUAAUAUCAACAGAAUCCAACUCAACAACGCCAACCACAGGGGCAAGCACUCAACCGACAACUGAACCCCCUCCAACAACCACUGAUAUCCCCACACCUCCCACACCACUUGGAAAAUCCACAUACCGGGUCAUGGAGGGCUCUGAAGCUUGUCUCAUCAUGGAGGGUAGCUUCCAGCUCAGUGUUACUUACAUGAAAAAGGAUAAUAGCAGUGGUUCUGGGAUUGUGAAUGUUCCAGAGAGUAAGAAUGUCAAUGUCACCGGAAAGUGUGCAAGCGUGAAUGACACUACAUCCCAACUCACCAUCACAGCAAAAGACGAGGCCAUAAAGUCAAUGACCUUUAACUUUGAGAUUGUGAAUGAUAAGUCUCGGCUGGUGUCUUGGUCAGCAGAAGUCAGUUUGAAUUCCAAGUCAUUCCCUGAUGCCAAGGAAGAUGAGCUAAACCACAUCGUGAAUGAACCAAUCAACUUCUCCGAUGCCAAAGUAUACUACAAGUGUGAUACAGGAGAGACCUUUAAGGACGGAACGCUGGGCUUCAUCGUGAAACAGUUCCGUGUUCAGGCUUUUAAUGUGGAAAGUGGAAAGUUCUCAGACAAUGGAGCCGACUGUAAAGAAGAUGUGGGUCCUGUUCCUAUGACCAUUCCAAAUAACACAUUUACUUUUACGGAGGCAAACAACACGUGUAUUGUCUUUAAAGGCAGAAUCCAGUUUAGCAUUCCAUACGUGUCAAAAAGGGGCAAUGUGUCAGAACUGAUAUCCGUGCCAUCAGAGUUCAAUGUAACUGGAGGAAGCUGCAGCACAACACUGAAUGGAUAUCUCUCUCAAAAUAUAGAAAUUACAUUUUAUGACAGCUGGAAUCUUACGAUUUUCUUCUCGUCUGAUGGCAAAGAAACCGAGCUCUUAACUGCACCAACAAAACCCACCAAGUACUUUAUUUCACAAAUCCAACUGGAUUAUGACUACAACAGCAAUCUCUUCAUUGAUAUUGAAGAUAGCAUGGUUGGUGAAAAGAAAUCAGUUGUUGCUACCAACCUUACCAUGUUGACAACAAGCAAAGACAAGAGCUAUAUGUGCAACAAAGCUACCACAUUUGACUUACACGAUGGUUUGUCAAUGGCAGUCACAGACUUCCAGUAUCAGGCUUUCAAAGAUGGAAACACAACACAAUUUGGUGAUGCCAAUGAGUGUACCGGGGACGAGGACACAAACAACAUUGUACCUAUUGCAGUCGGAGCUUCUCUAGCAGGACUUGUGAUCAUCGUACUGAUUGUGUAUUUGAUUGGACGAAAGAGAGAUCAACUUCAUGAAGAUAGCGGAUAUGAACCGGCGUAGAAGCAAACAAUGCAUAAAAUCAUCUUAGAAUUGAUAGAGUCUCAAUAUGAGGAAGAGUCAUUUUAUGGAACACUAAGAUAAUUUCCUUAGAAUCAGUAUGCUAAAAACGGAAUUAAUAUUUUUGUAGGUAAAUACAAGCAACUGUCUUAUUGGUUACAAAUAGUAAAUUAAUACUCAAAUACAAAUACUCAAAUAUUGGCACAGGGUUUAAUUUCCCAUUAACAAACUCUCAUGUGCAUGUAUCAAAAGUGAAGAUAACGAACACCUAUAAGCAAUAGAAAAUAGAGAGUUGGGCAAAUAUAUAUAUAUAUAUAUAUAUAUAUA
Messenger RNA from Ostrea edulis (European flat oyster), 9812 nucleotides. Its product is annotated as lysosome-associated membrane glycoprotein 1-like. Lineage: Eukaryota; Metazoa; Mollusca; Bivalvia; Ostreida; Ostreidae. Gene Ontology annotation, cellular component: membrane. The record is from RefSeq and is a predicted model, not a curated record. The transcript has 10 exons. The coding region runs from base 7581 to 9488 and encodes 635 amino acids.